Messenger RNA from Aureobasidium vineae, 420 nucleotides. Lineage: Eukaryota; Fungi; Ascomycota; Dothideomycetes; Dothideales; Saccotheciaceae. The record is from the annotation of a GenBank genome assembly.
AUGGGAGAGUUCGAGGAUGCAAAGUCAUUGGUCGGAAAGAACAUUUGCACCAGUUUCACCAACCUCGCCGAGGUCUACUUCAGAGAGCUCGAGGGCAAGAAGGCAGGAGAGAAGCUCGACACUCAUAUCAAGUAUGUUGGUGGCAGCGUAGAGGCUGCUUGCGCGCUGGGCGUUGCAGACGGCAUUGUCGAUCUUGUUGGUGAGUUUUGGUGUCCGUUAACAAGACGGGACAACACUGACACAGCGNUAGAAUCCGGCGAGACGAUGCGUGCAGCAGGCCUCAAGGCCAUCUCGACUGUCCUCGAGACCACCGCCAUCUUGAUCCGCUCCAAGAACCCCACCAACCCCGAUCUCGUCAAUCUGAUCGCAACCAGAAUUCGUGGUGUUAUCAGUACGCUUUUCCAUCUCUUGCAUCGGUGA